AAAUCCGCGGCACGGACGGAGAGACGGCUGCACCGCCCCACACCCACCCUUUUCCGCGCCCGCGAAGAAAACGAAGGCAGUGGAACCCGAAGCGGAGGGGCCAGAAAGCGACCCGACCGUCUCUCCGCUCCCUCCCUCCCCCACACCACCCACCUGUGAUCUCCCGCGCGGGAGAUCCGCCCGCCCCAUGGCGCCGUCGCGCCCGCUCAUGCGGGGGAUCCGCCCGCCGCGCGUCUUCCCGACCCGCGGCGGCCGCGCCUCGCCGUACGCUGUCGCCCUCACGGCCCUGCUCCUCGUCUCCGCCGCCCUCCUCGCGCUCAUCGCCUUCGGCGUCUUCUCGCUCCCCGUGUCAGCGCCGAACGCCGCCGCCACCACCACAGCCGGAGGGGAGACCGAAUCCGCCGACACCCGCCCCGCGCGCCCCCGCGCCCGCCGGGACCUGGGGGAGGGGCUGGGAGAGCGCGGCGCGCAGUGGACCGAGGUCAUCUCGUGGGAGCCAAGGGCAUUCGUCUACCACAACUUCCUGUCUAAGGAAGAGUGUGAAUACCUAAUUGGAUUGGCCAAGCCUCACAUGGUAAAAUCAACAGUUGUCGACAGCACUACUGGUAAAAGCAAGGACAGCAGGGUCCGGACAAGUUCGGGCAUGUUUCUUCAAAGAGGAAGGGACAAGGUUAUUCGAGUAAUUGAAAAGAGGAUUGCAGACUAUACCUUCAUACCUGUAGAUCAUGGAGAGGGACUCCAAGUACUGCAUUAUGAAGUCGGGCAGAAGUAUGAGCCUCACUUUGAUUAUUUUCUUGAUGAGUUUAACACCAAGAAUGGUGGUCAGAGGAUGGCUACUCUUCUGAUGUAUCUAUCAGAUGUUGAAGAAGGGGGCGAGACUAUUUUCCCUGAUGCAAAUGUGAACGUCAGUUCUUUACCAUGGUACAAUGAGCUUUCAGAGUGUGCCAAGAGAGGCCUUUCUGUCAAACCAAAGAUGGGAGAUGCACUUCUUUUCUGGAGCAUGAAACCAGAUGCCACCCUGGACCCAUUAAGUUUGCAUGGGGGUUGUCCUGUGAUUAGAGGAAAUAAAUGGUCGUCAACCAAGUGGAUGCAUAUCCACGAGUACAAAGCUUGAGCCUUCAAGACUCGAGAGUCGAGCGUACCAAAGAUGGAUCUCUAUGCAUGUGACUUGGGGCUGUCUACUGGGUUGACACCCAUGUAUGCUUUACAGACCCACUGAAGCUGUAUUCUUUGCUCCUUUGUUGGAGGGGGGAGAAUUGCAGAUAAUAGGGGCCAAUAAGCAGGGGCCUUGCUCAUCCCUGCAGUAUUUUUGGGUCUGAUCCUUGCUGACUUGGCUUUUGUCUUUUCUUUUCUUUUUCUUACCUUGCCGUACCCCAGCUAUAGAGGAAUGGUGUAGUGUCUGGGGGCAUAGAGUUUGAGAUUUUGUUUUGUGCCACACCUGUGUUACUAGUAUAAGCUUUGGUACUAAUGAAUAACGAGGCCUAAGCUCACAUCUACUACAUGAAUGGUGUAAUAUUGUUGAAGAUAGAAAGCAUCUAAUGUUCGGUGGUUUUCGUUA
This is a messenger RNA of Zea mays, 1558 nucleotides long. RefSeq lists its product as uncharacterized. NCBI's taxonomy places the organism in Eukaryota, Viridiplantae, Streptophyta, Magnoliopsida, Poales, Poaceae. The record is from RefSeq and is marked validated. Gene Ontology annotation, molecular function: iron ion binding; procollagen-proline 4-dioxygenase activity; L-ascorbic acid binding. Gene Ontology annotation, biological process: peptidyl-proline hydroxylation to 4-hydroxy-L-proline. Gene Ontology annotation, cellular component: endoplasmic reticulum. The transcript is spliced from 7 exons. The coding region runs from base 188 to 1114 and encodes 308 amino acids.